AAUACUCUCAUUCCAAAUUGAACAUUUCUAUACCUCAGCUUAAUUAAUUAAAGUGUGAUUUAUACAUCAAAGGAUACCUUUACUCCUUUUUCCAAUUUGUAAAAGAAUUUAACGCAUUUACCAACGCCAGUUAUCAAACACAUAUCACCACAGGAAUGGCAUUUAUCUUUUGAAUGGUUUGAAUGAAAACAUAAAAAUCAACAACUGGGUAUGGGAAUGACAAUAAAGAGAUUACAUUGAUUGUGCUCGGGUAUUUUAAGAGCUUCAGUAGUAGCUUCGAUCGGUUUACACCGUAACUAUGAAAACAAUCAACCUAAAGGCGUGUACACAUGAGUGGCAUCAAUAAUCGGCUGUACAUUUUACUGUAGAUAAUGUUAGAAAUAAAACCGAGCUAAUAAAACAUUCUUAUACCAAGUAAUGGUACAACCAAGCAAAAAAAAGUACAAAAGUCUUACUUAAUUUUGAUUAAUAUUCAAUUUGCAUAAAAGUGCUUCAAUGUGCUUCAAACAUCACUUAUGAGAGAAUCUUGGAUUUGGGGACAUAGUUUUUCAGACAUAUUUUCAAAACAUUUUACAUACAUUAAGGCAUUCUCAAGUAGAGCAUAGUUUAAAAGAAAACUUUGAAGAUUAAAUUUUUAAAAUAAAAACAACACAAUAAUACCACAAAUUGAUCGACCAAUUUGGAAGCACAUCCGAACCGCGAAAGACAUAUCUUUAUGGAGAAAGUAAACCACUGCUUAUGGGAAUUUAGACAACAGUCUUCACUAAUAUACAUAGGAGGUCGAUCAAUUUCACCGCCAAGAGGAGUCUACUUUUUGCAAUACGCUUAGUAGUAGUAGGCUUUGACUACUCUCCUCAACCAACUUGAGAAGAGUGAGGUCGUGAGGGUGUAGCUGUCAAAACAUUAUUUUUUUUUCGGAAGAAAUGUUCUGUUAUUUGCGGUUGGCAUCGUUCUCCAUCCUAUAAACCACCAUGAAAAAAGCAGACGCGGAUCCAAACAAGGGAGGUAGCGUAGGUUCGUCAGGACAACCGGGUACGAGCAGCAGCAAACCUACUGCAUCGAGAAAAGCACAACUCAGCUCCUCAUUACAGAACAGCUUCACAAUGGUCGCGGGUAGCAGUACCAACUUCCACUCGGAGUUCCGCAAUGAUCCGGUGACGAAGGAGAUGCGACAAAUUCGGGAAGAAAAUGCACGACGUCAAAAACACGAUUACUCACACGUAUUUAGGAAUAAAUCCAGGUUCGAUUUCAUAAGAAUCUCAGCGGUCAUAAUGGGUAUGGAGUUUGUGUAUUCAGCCGAGACGGCCUUUGUCUCACCGAUCUUGCUCAGCAUUGGCAUCGAACAUCAGCUAAUGACCAUGGUUUGGGGCAUUUCGCCACUGAUCGGGUUCUUCCUAUCGCCCGUUAUCGGUUCCAUUAGCGAUCGGUGUCGAUCGAGGUUUGGCCGUAGACGUCCAAUACUGUUUGCGCUUGGGGUUGGCCUGAUAACGGGUUGCUUACUGGUACCGUACGGUAAGAACAUCGGUGCCUGGUUUGGUGACUUGGGGGAAAUCGUAGACGAUCCGGUGAAUACUUUCAACAGUGCGGCCGCCCUCAUAGAUCUCAACGGAACGGUCGUGUCCGAUGCGUUCCACUCGUACAACUUCUAUCGAAUUGAUGAGGAAAUUGCCGAACAUCGGACAGACUAUCGAUGGGCGAUCGUCAUCACCAUCAUCGGUACGAUCCUAACCGACUUUAAUGCGGACAACUGUAUGACACCGUCCCGAGCAUUCCUGUUGGAUAUAUCGUUGCCAGAGGAUCAUGCACGCGCGUGUAGCACAUUCUCGAUUCUGGCUGGGCUCGGUGGUUCCGUAGGCUACGCGAUGGGAGGUAUCAAUUGGGAUGAGACUUCAUUUGGCGAGUUCCUGGGCGGAAGUAUCAAAACCGUCUUUACACUGGUGGUGAUCAUCUUCACCAUCUGCCUAACGAUCAGCUUAACCAGCUUCCGGGAGAUACCGCUUCCACUGCUCGAAUCGGACGAACUGUUACGUCCACUGACGGAAGCAGUAAUUAAGAAGGAGAAAGCUCGUCGCCAGAACCAAAUUUUUGUGGUAAAAGAUGUAAGCAAGGCGCUAACGGCACAGCUGCAAUCGAUCCAAUCGCCGCAAGAUGUCGUGCCGCAGAAGAUCAACAACGCUCUGGUUGAUGUGGAGAGAGCACCGGCGGCAAAAAAUAACGUCGAACUGGAGGAAGAAGAUGAAAAUAUUCCAAUGGGACCGAUGGAUUUCAUCAAGAGCAUUGUCAUGAUGCCGAAAUCGAUUGCGAUCCUUUGCCUGACGAAUCUGUUCUGCUGGAUGAGCCAUCUCAGCUACGCACUGUACUUUACGGAUUUUGUUGGUGAGGAAGUAUUUAAGGGCAAUCCGGCUGCACCGUCCUAUACGGACGAAUAUAAGCUAUUCCUGGAGGGCGUCCGGUAUGCUUGCUUCGGUAUGGCGAUCUACUCGAUUUCGUGCUCCACGUGUUCGUUCACGAUCGAGAAGCUUAUCAAAGUGUUGCGAGCCCGCACGGUAUACUGUGGUGGCUUAAUAUUGGACGCCAUCGGUAUGGCCUGUAUGGCAUUCUUCCCGAAUAAGGUGACCGUGUAUGUUCUCAGUGCCAGCGGUGGAAUCGUUUACGCACUGCUCUUCACCAUGCCAUUCUUGCUGAUCGGCCAGUAUCAUGCGAAGGGAACGUUUAAAGUAACGAAACCGGGCGCCGAACCGACACACGAACGGAAGCGUGGUCUUGCAACGGACAUUGCCGUCGUCGGUGGAAUGAUCUUCGUAGCACAGAUCAUCGUUGCCCUCGGUAUGGGAUCGCUUAUCUCUGUCUUCGGUACGACCUCCGUCGUCGUGUUCAGUGCGAGUAUUUGCAGUCUGCUAGCCUCGAUUUGUGCCUCACAAGUUGUCUAUAUGGAUCUGUAACUGGCCUCCAACAAGGAUGGACAGCACGAAACCCACAGAACCGUGGUAAUGGUGGGGUGCCAUUGUGAUACCAACCAACGUUAGGCAGUGUUGCUUCUACUACUUUGUGCCGCAAGCGUACUACUAGCAUCUUAUUUAAAUUGUGUAAAAUGUUGGUGUAAGGCAGGAGACACGAUGCGAUGCUUACUUUUUAAUGUAUUGUUAUGUUUUAACUUGACGCAAUAAACAUCCUCAAUGCAAUGCGCUCCCAUGUUGUUCGUGACCGGGGGUGUAUGAUUUA
Anopheles funestus (African malaria mosquito) is the source of this 3222-nucleotide messenger RNA. Its product is annotated as membrane-associated transporter protein-like. The transcript is spliced from 5 exons. Gene Ontology annotation, cellular component: membrane. Lineage: Eukaryota; Metazoa; Arthropoda; Insecta; Diptera; Culicidae. Gene Ontology annotation, biological process: transmembrane transport. Gene Ontology annotation, molecular function: sucrose:proton symporter activity. The coding region runs from base 972 to 2942 and encodes 656 amino acids. The record is from RefSeq and is a predicted model, not a curated record.